CAUUCUCUCUCUUCACCGUCCACUACUUCCUUCAUGAUAUUUUGUACUUUCUUUAUCUGCUGUAUAUAUAAAAGUGAAUCCACAUAUUUGCCUGAGAACUGUUCCCACUCUCUCAUCUCAACACUAUCACUAUACCUUUUUCUUUUUCUCUUUUUUGUUUCUGUUUUCAUCAAUGGCAGACCCUUAUUCUAAUUUUUUCUCAUCAAAUUUCUUUCAAUUCAAUAAUAAUAAUAAUUCAACACACCAUUUCCCUUCUUCAAACCCUUCACCCCACCACCAUCAUCCUAAUUAUCUUCACAAUUUCAUCAACCACACAACUUUUAACAACACUAACACCAACAACACCAACACUUUUUUCCACUACCAUCAUCAUCUUCACCAUCUUCAAUCUACACCAUCUUCUUCAUAUUCUUCAUCUUCACCUUCUUCCCCUCCUUUAAAAGAAGCUCUUCCACUUUUGAGUCUAAUCCCUACAAAACAAGAAGAAUAUGAUGUCUUGGAACAACAUCAUCAUCUUCAUCAAAUUCAUCAUGAUGAAACUUGCACUUCAAUGGAAGUGGAGGAUUGUAGGUAUAAUAAUAAUAAUAAUAAUAAAGUAGAGAAAAAAGAUGAUGAUGAUGAUGAUGAAAGUGUGACUGUUGCACUUCAUAUAGGGUUACCAAACCCUAGUGCUGCUGAGAUAGCAACUAUGAUGAUGUCUUCUUCAUCUUCUGAGAUGAUGAAUAAUGAAAGAGAUAAUCAAUUAUUACAAGGAGAUGUUAUAAGUGAGGAUUCUUGUUCAGCUGGUUUGUUGAGUAGUAAUAGAUCACAAAUCAAUAAGGGUCAGUAUUGGAUCCCUACACCUUCUCAGAUUCUCAUUGGUCCUACACAGUUCUCUUGUCCUGUUUGCUUCAAAACCUUCAACAGAUACAAUAACAUGCAGAUGCAUAUGUGGGGACAUGGAUCACAAUACAGAAAAGGUCCGGAAUCUCUGCGAGGUACACAACCUACAGGUAUGCUGAGGCUUCCAUGUUAUUGUUGUUCACCAGGUUGCAGGAACAACAUCGAUCAUCCAAGAGCGAAGCCGUUGAAAGAUUUCAGAACACUUCAAACACAUUACAAAAGAAAACAUGGAAUUAAGCCUUUUAUGUGUAGAAAAUGCGGUAAGGCUUUCGCUGUUAGAGGAGAUUGGAGAACUCAUGAGAAGAAUUGUGGGAAGCUUUGGUAUUGUUUAUGUGGUUCUGAUUUUAAGCAUAAGAGAUCACUAAAGGAUCAUAUAAGAGCUUUUGGAAGUGGUCAUGCUGCUUAUGGAAUCAAUGGUUUUGAAGAAGAGGAUGAACCUGCUUCUGAAGUUGAACAAGAUAAUGACUCCACUCAGACUCAGUAGCAACAGGAAGAACUAUAUAUAUAUGGUUUGAAAUUUUAAUUAAUGUAAGUGAAAUAUGUUAUAUAAUUCUUAAUGAAUUUGUUAAAUUAUUAUGAUGGAUAUAUAUAAGAAUUAACCAUGUUUAAAUGGAGGCCAAUAUUUUCCUUCUAUCA
Molecule: messenger RNA, 1518 nt
Organism: Trifolium pratense (red clover)
Lineage: Eukaryota; Viridiplantae; Streptophyta; Magnoliopsida; Fabales; Fabaceae
Product: zinc finger protein WIP2-like
Exons: 2
Coding region: 173-1366 (397 amino acids)
Biological process (GO): regulation of gene expression; anatomical structure development
Cellular component (GO): nucleus
Molecular function (GO): DNA-binding transcription factor activity
Source: RefSeq, a predicted model, not a curated record